Molecule: messenger RNA, 531 nt
Organism: Dioscorea cayenensis subsp. rotundata (Guinea yam)
Lineage: Eukaryota; Viridiplantae; Streptophyta; Magnoliopsida; Dioscoreales; Dioscoreaceae
Product: cell wall / vacuolar inhibitor of fructosidase 2-like
Exons: 1
Coding region: 1-531 (176 amino acids)
Molecular function (GO): enzyme inhibitor activity
Source: RefSeq, a predicted model, not a curated record
AUGAAGUCCUUCUCCAUCUUUGUCACUCUCCUCCUCCUCCUCCUCCUCCUCAUUAUCGCCGGCGCCACCGCCAACCUCCAAGAACUAUGCAAGCAAGCAACAGCAUCAUCAACCAUCGUGACCUAUGACUUCUGCAUUAAAAGUCUCCAACCAAUCCAUGGCAGCAAUGAAGUAGACGCAAAAGGACUUGCAGGCAUAACCAUCAACCUCUCCAUUUACAACUUGGUAGGCAUAAUCAACAUGCUUAGUGACCUUCAAUCAAAGACCACAAACCAAACAGUCCUUGAUGCAUUGAAUGCAUGCUCUGAUGGAAUAAACAAUGGUAAUACCCAAUUGAAGAUGGCACAAACUUUAGUGUCAAAUGGGCGCAUUCAAGAUGCUUUGACUUCAGUUAAAGUUGCUGAAGGGUCUUCAGAUGUUUGUGACAAUGCUUUCAAUCAACGUGGCGUUCAGUCUCCUGUCCAUGAUGCCAUGCAUGAUCCUGUCUUGGUGUGUGACUUGGCUGAUCUUAUCAUUCAGCUUCUUGCUUGA